GAGACGAGCAUAGAGAAGAAAAGCGGGUGGAGAGAAAAAUUAAAAAGAAGAAAACGAGAAAAGUUUGAAAAAUUACAAAGUUGUGUUGGCAGAAAGAAAGUUUCUUUUUCGUCUCUUUACAGGCAAACUGAUUAUAUUUCUUGGGCACUUGUAACGCGUUGGCUAUAAUUACAACGUUGUUGAAUCACAAAAGUGACGAUCAUUAGUCGUUGUAUGUAUUUAUUAAUCUAUUCGUCGAGCUUUGCCGCUGGACGACACAAAGCAUUUUUCGAAUCAGUUCCUAAAUUCACGCAAAAAAAGAUAUCAAGAAUAUCAAAGAGUUAAAGGUGAAUUCUUUGACUACUUCGAAUGUGACGCGACGGUUAAUCUUAAUACUACAUAUCCCACAUAUCGUGGGUAAAUCGGUCGUUGGAAGGGCUCGUAGCGCGUCUCGAUCAAAUAUUCAUUUCUAUCCGAAACGAACAACGUUUGUACGCGAUUUACUCGUAAAUUACUAAGAAAUUGAUUUUCAGUUUCCCUGUUUCUUUUUGGAAAAGAACACAAACGAUCGUGCUAAAAGAUAAAAUCGAAAAGAAAAGGAAAUACAAGAGCAGAAUAACGAAAGUUAGUUAUUAUUGCCGUCGUCGAGUAGUAGACGAUCCCAACUAUCGUGACUGUAACGCGUAAAAGGACUGGACGCGGCAUUUUUUGACGACUGUUUGACGACGACCGACGACCGACGACCGACGACCGACGACCGAUAAACCACGAACGACGACAAAUCAUCAACAUCUUUUCAGGAAAAGAACCAAAGGAGAAGGGGGACAGGACGAGAGAAAGCGCGGCGGGAGGGGGGUAAACAGAAAGUUGACGAGAAGCGUGUAAGAGAACGAUAAAACGAUAAAGUGGAAGAGAAAGAAUAAAUAGAGAAAGAAGAGAGAGAGAGAGAGAGAGAGAGAGGUUGGUAAAGGGAGGAGAAGAAAGCGAAAACUGUUUCUAUUAUACAUGAAACUGUUUCGUCGACGAGGUUGGUGACGAUCGUGUUGGAAAGAAAGGAGAUUGAGAUACGAGAUCGUUGAUGAAGAAAAAAUUAGGCUCGAAUCAUGCGACGCUGCGAUUCGACGAGAAAUACGUUGAAAAUUGGAUUAAUUGGCAUCGAGGUAAAAGAGAGGGAUAAAGUAAAUAACCAGCGUUCAGUCAGCAAGGAGGACUUGUAACGCUGUUUGCAUUUUCUCGCCUCGCCUCGCCUCGCCUCGCCUUUCGACGAUUUGUAUGUGUGCUUGGAACAAGAUUGACGAAAUAGCCUAGUUGUUACUUCGAUAGACCAGCUUCGAAACACAGAGAAUUAUAGUGAUCGAUACGAUACGGUGAACGUACAAUACGAUAUCGUGAUAUUAUUAUAUCAGUCAGCCUCUGAAUUGGGAUCGAGGGAUUUUCGUUGGACGCGUUUCGAUUCGACGAAUAGGAGGAACACGUUGGUUGGUUGGGACGUCGAAGGAGCUCGUUACUCGAUAAAUUGGAAUCAGUCAAGAACGAACACGGGAAAUUGUUUCGCUUCUAGUUUGGUUAAGCGAACGAUCGAAUAUGGAAAUCGCAGCCUCUGCAAUGUUGGAUGGCCUGAAAAACAAUCGAAUCAGCAAGUUGGCACUGUCGCGGUUCUUGUCGCAGAGUCUACAAAAUUUGUCCAAAGUAUCGAAGAGCGGAUCGGAUCGGUUCGCGCCAGGUUUUGUGAUUCGAAGAGAAUAAUUCGCUUGAGGAAGUGUAUUAUCGAGCAAAGAGAAAGAAGAAAAAGAUUGCAAAGUUUAGAGGCGGCUAGAGGUUGCACACGCGUAUAAAUAGGAAAGUACGUUCUUCGUUUUUCGUCUUCUUUCAAUGGAAUAGAUCAUAAACUCGAUAACAGGAAUGUGAACUCUGGUUCUCGCAAUAAUCGUGGUUAAAGACUCUCUCGGAACGAUAAAAUCAUGUGGGCUGCAGUCACGAGGUCUUUGGAAAUACUGGUUGCCUUCUUCGAGUAUUACACCACCAGAGCGCAAUUGGAGACAACCGAUAGCCCGGCGAACAAACCAACAACAUCGACAAGUGGAAGCGGAGCGGCGGGAACUAGCGGUUCAAGCGGUUUGACGACGAGCGGGGCAACCGCGGGAGCUAGCGGAUCGGGGUCUGGCGUGGGAGCCGCGUCUGGUAUUGGAAAUGCGAACGCAGGAACGAGCGGGGCGAACGCGAUUUCCCUCGGCGGUGCUAGUAGCGGGUCGGCCGCUGGAACGGCCGAACCUCGCACUCCCACCGCUGGAGUGCAAAACAAACAGCUGCAGAAUGUCAAAGGAGAUCAUCCGUCGAAAGCGUUUCUGCAGAGCAGAUCGAUGUCUUUGGUGGACAUGUACAUCGAUAAUUCAGAACCCAGCGAGAAUGUUGGUCAAAUACAUUUCAGCUUGGAAUAUGAUUUUCAAAACACUACGCUUAUCUUACGUAUUAUACAGGGUAAAGAUUUGCCGGCAAAGGACUUAUCCGGGACGUCCGAUCCUUACGUCCGCGUAACCCUUCUGCCGGACAAGAAACACCGACUAGAGACGAAGAUAAAGAGACGCACUCUAAAUCCUCGAUGGAACGAAACAUUUUAUUUCGAAGGUUUCCCGAUUCAAAAGUUACAAAGCAGAGUGUUGCAUUUACACGUGUUCGAUUACGAUCGAUUUUCCAGGGACGAUUCUAUCGGAGAAAUGUUUCUUCCGCUAUGUCAGGUUGACUUUUCGGACAAACCGUCAUUUUGGAAAGCCCUGAAACCACCGGCGAAGGAUAAGUGUGGCGAAUUAUUGUGUUCCUUGUGUUAUCAUCCGAGCAAUUCCGUACUCACUUUGACGCUUUUAAAAGCGAGAAACUUGAAAGCAAAAGAUAUUAACGGAAAAUCAGAUCCAUAUGUAAAAGUAUGGUUGCAAUUCGGCGACAAGAGGAUCGAAAAACGGAAGACACCUAUAUUUAAAUGUACUCUGAAUCCAGUAUUCAACGAAGCAUUUUCGUUUAACGUACCAUGGGAAAAGAUUCGAGAAUGUUCCUUGGACGUAAUGGUGAUGGACUUCGAUAACAUCGGUCGAAAUGAGUUGAUCGGACGAAUUCAACUUGCAGGAAAAAACGGCAGUGGAGCGAGCGAAACGAAACACUGGCAAGAUAUGAUUACGAAGCCGCGGCAGACGAUCGUACAAUGGCAUCGACUAAAGCCAGAGUAAAGGUUUGAACGUAUCUGGUGCUACUUGUAUACGUUACGAGCACAUUGGAGAUCGUCGAUCAAACCUAGACCUGUAACAUCGAGAGUAUCUUCUGAAUUCUCGAGCCCCUUUAACUUUGACACUAUUUCGCGUCGUCUUUUUCUUCUACUUACUUUUCUCUUUUUUUCAUUUUCCGCCGUCUCUUUGUUUCUUUCUUCUCUUAUAUAUCCCCUUCCCGUUUUUUAUUUCCUACUUCGCAUAAAAUCGAUCAAAAUCUACCGAGAUCUUUGGCACGAUUUCGAAGUGCCUGUUGAUUUCGAUUCACGCACUUUUCGCAGUCGAGUAUCGUGUCGAAUCGAAAGUGACAGACAUUCCGUCGGCUUACCCAUACAAAUAUAGUUCACUACGUGGCGUUUCGUUUGGUUUCAUGCGACGACGUUCUUCUGUAUAGAAAAAUACGGAGGAAAUCAACUGGUGUUCUAGCUUCUUUAUUUUCCCUCGAUUGCUCUAUCGGUUGGCUGGAAAUGGGAAAGAACAGAGGAAAGGUCGAGCGUCCAUAUCGAGCGAAAGAUUUCCCUUUCCCCCAGGAUACUUAUGAGCAGAAACUGUUUCUGUACGUUGCGUUACGAUCGAACCAUUUUCUCCGGCGCAACGUCGAUAUUUCCUGUCGGUUAGUUCUUUGUCCUCCUUUUUCUUCAUGCACGACAACGAUUCACGACGAAUAUAUAUCCGUAUUCAGCUCCCUCGCGCGAACGAUAACGAGCUCGUUCUCACGCGAGAUCGUGUGCCGCGAUGUUUGAACAUACCGAUAUACGUUUCGAGCGAACGACGAGACGCCCGAAACAGCGACCGAUCGAUAUUACUUUUGCGACUCUAUUGACAUUUAACAUCGAACAUUAUUUUUAUGAGUGUUUUGCACGAGUAAGUACGUACCGAGUACGUAAUACCGUUGCUUCGAAAUACGUUGAUGCGAUUCAGCGUCAACCUCGUCCCUGUUUCCCGUAUAUUCAUCCCCGGUGUCUUUCGAUUCUACCAUCAGAUAUCAAAGCGUUACGACAAAGAAAAGAAAUGUCUGCUCGUCUACCAAUCUUCAAAAAGUUUCCCUUUAUUACGCGCUUUCUGUUUCAUCCCUUUGCCCCGAUUUCAUCAUUUCUCAUUUUUGAGUCGGCCGUUAAAAUCCAUUGUUGACCGAAGGUAGAACCAAACUCGGCUAUCUUCUUUCCCCUUUAGUCGCGUUCCCACGAUAUCCUAAGUUUUAACUGUUUACAACUGUUGUUCAACUGCUCAAGUUCAACUGUUUCAACUCUUUUUCUUCCAAUUUUUUCUUCUCCCUUUUCAUUUCUGUUUCUUUUCCCUUUGUUAUAUCCCUUUGUUAUAUUGGUUAUUUGGUAGCGUGCAAUUGCUCAUCGCGUACGUGCACGAAUGAUCGAAACGGGGGAACACCGGAAUAUAAUAUUGAAUUCUUAUAAGUAGAAACCAUAAAGCAGCGAUAUUUUUGACGGAAUUUUUGUAUCGACCUAGUCGGAAAUCUUUUGAAAGCGAUAAAAAUUGUGAUCGGUGUUACACCUUGAAUUAAUCUUAAGCGUUACAUUCGAUAGUUUGCUGUUGUUGACGAUAACACGUAGAGAUAUCCCCGAGAUAAAAUUGGGACGACGAUUUGCAGGUUUUGCAUACAUUAUACAUACAUACAUACGUAUAUUCGCAUUCGAAAAGUGUGCGUGUACAUGUGCGUUUGCAUAUACGUGGCGUAUCUGUGUGCGCAACUGCGUUCAUCUCGGUAUAUGUGUAGAGUCGAAUGUGCAGUGCGUCGUGAAACGAAAGUAAAACACCGACAGUGGUAGUGAAUAUGUAGUUGUUGGCAAAGCGAGGGGCGUCGCGUAGCGUGUUUAGCGUAGUGCUUUUACGUUACAAGCGUAGAUGCGAUUUGCGGCUCGAAAACGUCGUACUCGAUGUCGCGGCAAACGCAUGCUCCGAGCAGCGUGGUCGACGAAUAUUUUUACAUUCAGUGGUUUUACAAUCUAACGAAUAGCUAGAUAGUCGAGUGUGAAUAAAAACCGAGCUGCUUCUUAAACGAGCUACGUACCACGCCAGCGAGAUCGAGCGACGACUUUGCACGCGACGCGGGAUACAUCCGAUUCCUCCCUCGCGUACGUGUCAAUCUCGUCUAAUCUUACAUCGAUCUUGUUCGAUCGCACGCACGCACGCACGCACGAACGUACGUAAGUAUGUACGUACUUACGCAUGCAUGCACGUAUACACGCGCGCACGCACACAUGCACGCAGGACCGCAUACAUAUACACGAACGCACACACCUGCAUAUGAAGUAGGUCAAACAUUUGCACGCAUACGCAUCGCACAUGUGUGUACACCUAAUUAUCGAGUAGCACAAAAACCAGUUAGACUAACGUUUGUAUAUCGUAGCCUGUGUAUUAUACCGUUACGCAACCGUUGAAAUGCAAAAUGCAAAAUGCAACACGAAACAUUACGAUUUCGCAUAAACCUGUUAGAAAAAAGAAAAAAGAAAAAAAAAAGAAAGAAAGAAAAGGAAAAAAUAAGAAAAGAGAGAAAUGCGCUAGAACGACUCGUUCGACUCCUGUUCGACUCUUUCGAGUCGGAGUCCGAGCUAACGUUUGCACCAGAGGAGUGUCACAUGCACCAGAUCCAUAGCGUUUAGUCGUUAAGCGAACGCGUUCGCAGCGCGUUUAUAAAUAUUAUACGUUCGUAUGUCGCUCGAUCGCGUUUGGUCGAUCGUGAUGGAACGCCUGUUGGCGCGAUUACGCGCGCUCAGAUAGAAAAUUAGCCCCAUAAUCGGAGAAAAAGUGCCAAAAGUAAACGCGAACGACGGAUCGAAGGUGUCUCUCAGCCCUCGAGCGUUUCUUCUCCCUAUUUUCUUUUUCGAUUUUCUCGUUUGCUCCAACGCGCCGCGAUCGUUCGGAAUUUCGAGCGAUCCUGGCCGAUGGAGCUUUCGCGAAACUCGCGCGACAGCAACAACGAUCGGCGACCGGUGUCAAUGGAAACCGAGUUAGCCGAAGCAACGGACGGAUUAUCUCUACCGUAUACGCUUCUCACGUGGAUGAAGAUUAUUAUUCACGUGUGGCGCCAGAGAUUCGUUGUUCGAGCGAUCGAUCGUUCAUGUUUGGUAUUUAAUCUGCGUUUUCUCACGCAGAUGGAACGCGCGCUAAUUCUAAAACCUAUUUUAGAGAGUCAAACGAAUCGUCGACAUACAUUGCGUAGUGUAUACAAACUAAGUACGCGUUAAUUCGAACUGGAUGCGAAUUGGGCCUUAUACCAUGGAUUACCUCAAUCGUAAGCAGCUUGCGAGUCAAGUUCCAGUUUGCGAUAACGAUAGAACGAGCGUUAAUAGGAUUUUAGAGCGAUCCCGCGCGAGAAUGGCUCGCUACUCGAUAUCGAUCAGCGUAAUCCAGUCGAUACUUAUUCAGGUUCGAUCAUAGUCGGUAUUUUAUCGCCUAUCCGUAUUACCUCUCUGUUCUCGACACGAUUCACCCUGCUAUAACUCGCGCGAAGUGGCGAGUCGAGAAGUGCAAGUUGUUGGCCUCUGCGUCGGAUCGAGAGCGAGCCGACACGCGGGACUCAUUUGACACGGCGUACGACGCACCGCGUCAAACGAUAUUACUGUCUCGUUUUCUUCUUGGUCUUUCGUUCGAUCGGUAACAUCGUGAAAAGGAAAGGCAGGUCGCCUCCUCUAGUUGUUUUCCGAUUCGCAAAUUUAUCGAAAGUUGAACUUUACGCAUCGACCAUUUCAUCAUCGACUACUACAGUCUUUAAUCUUGAGAUUGAUAAACGCUCAUCGCGUAGUUCAGACAUAACUUGACGAAGAAACAACGUAGUCGGGUGGUCAUAAUGUAAGUACACCUACUUAAAGGAGAAGCAUCGUCGCGCUUGUAAACAAAAAGUUUCGAACGAAGAUAAAAGAAGAAAAGAGGUAAUGGAAAAAGUUAUGCUGGAAUAGCUGGCGAGCCGGAUGCUGAUGUGUUUGAGAAUAUAGAAAGAUAGCUAAUAAGUAAGUAGGGAACGACGCAGACGCUGGAUUCGCGAUCGUCCGAAUCGAAACGGAAAAGGAAAGUGGAAAAAAGAGAUUAUCGUGACAGCGUUAUCGUUUGACAUAUUGCGCGCGACUAUGAGUAUACAUAUCGUACGCGUGCAAACGAUACAUAGGACGAACAGGGUUCCGUCGAUCGGUGGAAGAAGAAGUAAGCGCAAACGAAUUCAACGGAAGCAAAAGAGAAAAAAGAAGAUAGGAUGGAUGCGAAAGAGGACGACCGAACGAACAAACGAACGGACGAACGAACGAAGGAAAGAACGAACGAACGAACGAACGAACAAACUAACGAAUGGAUGAAUGAACGGACGAAUGAAUGGACGAACGAAUGAAUGAACAGACGAACGAAGGGACGAACGAACGGACAAAGGAAUGAAUGAACGGACGAACACAUGAAUACAUAAGCGGGCGAAUGAACGAAGGGGCGAAAGAAAUUUCUGCGAUCGAUCGUGUUCGGUUAUGUACCGAAGUGAAGACUGCUCGCCACGCGUGUCCGGCCCUCGCAGCGCGCAACACUAUACAUAUAUUUUUUAGCUUCCUAUUGCGUAUGCACGUAAUAUUUGUUCUAAAAAUCAAGAGAAGAAUUAAACUGGAAGUUGGGAAGGUGUAUCUGUAUAGGUGGGUGGGAUGGAAGGAAACAUCGAUUCGAAGAAAUAAGUUGUAUUUUUCGACAAAGACUAGAAAAAGACGGACGAAGGGAAACGGAACGAACGAGCCCCGUUCGAAAAGUAAUUGCGUUUUCGAUUGACGACAUCGAUAAACAAACAAACGAACAAACAAAUAAACGAGCAAGCAAGCACAUAUACAUACACACAAACACACAAACACACAAACCGUUCGUUGUCGGAAACCUCGACUGAUUAGGCCCACGUAGCCAGAUCCGCAGUAAACGACUCUGUCAGUCGUACAGAUUUAACGCUUCCUUGUCAUAUCAUUUCCUCGUCGUUGUGUAUCACCUGUUAUACACCUUAUUGAUCUGAUCCGUGCGCGCACGCACACUCAACCACCCACCCACCCACUCACACACGCACACGCACACACAUUUUGCUCCACAUCUUGCCCUUCGUCCCGAGCAUUCCAGCAACCGACUCGGUCGCACAAUCUCUACCCUACAUCAUUCUGCUACCUCAUUCUCUUUCAUUCGACCCUCGACCCAACGACGAAGCGCAUCGAUUAACUCUUUAUCGCUUAACUAUAAGCUCGAUAUCGCUGUGUGUUUCCUUCGAGUCGAAAUAUCGUUUUACAAACUGAUAUAUCGUUGACAAACUGAUCGAACGGAGGCGUUUAUUAUUUCCUGAAUAUCGCUUGAUGCUCGACAUAACGUUGUAUAUCCGAAUAAAGAGAAUUUCGUUUGGGAAACGAA
Molecule: messenger RNA, 8600 nt
Organism: Bombus terrestris (buff-tailed bumblebee)
Lineage: Eukaryota; Metazoa; Arthropoda; Insecta; Hymenoptera; Apidae
Gene: Syt7
Product: synaptotagmin-7
Exons: 10
Coding region: 1941-3197 (418 amino acids)
Biological process (GO): calcium-ion regulated exocytosis; vesicle fusion; regulation of dopamine secretion
Cellular component (GO): synapse; membrane; axon
Molecular function (GO): SNARE binding; clathrin binding; calcium-dependent phospholipid binding
Source: RefSeq, a predicted model, not a curated record